Molecule: messenger RNA, 3049 nt
Organism: Nerophis lumbriciformis (worm pipefish)
Lineage: Eukaryota; Metazoa; Chordata; Actinopteri; Syngnathiformes; Syngnathidae
Gene: dmbx2
Product: diencephalon/mesencephalon homeobox 2
Biological process (GO): regulation of transcription by RNA polymerase II
Molecular function (GO): RNA polymerase II transcription regulatory region sequence-specific DNA binding; DNA-binding transcription factor activity, RNA polymerase II-specific
Source: RefSeq, a predicted model, not a curated record
UUAUUUAUUUUUUUACAUAUGUGCAUCAUCUACAAAGAUACAAAUAAUUGCUAUUGCGACAUCUAGUGGACAGAUUUAGAACAGCUGUUUCUUUCAUUCAAAAAUUUCAGGUUAAUUUUUGUACUUAGCAAACUCAUCCCGUGGGCCGGAUAAAACCUGUUCGCGGGCCUCAUCCGGCCCUCGGGUCGUACAUUUGACACCUCUGUUAUAGACUCUACUUUAAAACACUAUAUUUUUAUUUUAUUAAUUUUUUUCCCUCAAAACACUGUAUUUACCAAACUGAUUUUUUUAAACAUUCAUUUUGCUCACAUUUUUUUUUAUUCAAUGGAAUCUCCAGAAUAAUUUGAUGUUAAAAGAAAAAAAAAAAAACACAAAAUUCUUUUACAUAAAUUCAGGGUCCACAAAAAGCGUUGGUAAUAAAGACACAAAUGAACCUCUUUGUGGUGUGAGGGAGCGGGACAAAACGCGCCAGCAAGAAUGUACAUACAAAUGGCAUAAUUGCGCUCAGCAUCAAGGGUUAGAAUUGGGGGUUAAAUCACCAAAAAUGUUUCCCGGGCGCGGCCACCGCUGCUGCCCACUGCUCCCCUCACCUCUCAGGGGGUGAUCAAGGGUGAUGGGUCAAAUGCAGAGAAUAAUUUUGCCACACCUAGUGUGUGUGUGACAAUCAUUGGUACUUUAACUUUAAUAAAGUAAAUUGAACAAUACAAAUAUUUUCCUCCUUAUCCGCGAGGAUAUUAACUACGAUGUCUGCAAAUAAAUACGCAGAUUUGUUCUUUCCUGGGAACAUUUCUAAUUCAUGUUGAUGUGAAGUAGUUCUCAACCGGCUUUAGUCGAGAUUAACUUCACACAGUGACAGUUCAUCUGCAAAAUAUGUGUGUGUUAGCAAAACAAACCCCCCUGGGAGAGGGGUUGGGGGGGGGCUGAUGGGAGAAGCAGGACAAUCAAAGGCUGCUAUUUUAAUCUGGGCUGCCUCAGAGAUUAGCUCGCCGCAUUGUUUUAAUUGUUUUAACGGGAGGGAGUGAAACGCUCGCUUGUAGGGGAUCCUUGGCGUAAAUCUCAAGUUCAAUAGUUUCUAAAACUUGAGCCCCCUCCCCACCCACCCCACCUCUGUGACCCCCUCAGGGCUCCCUCAUCCCACUUAAUCCCGGGCUAAUACCUUUCUUUCUAUUGGCUAAUGGCGGAGGGGAGCUCGGCUAAAUGCUUCUUAAAUAGUCCCGGCUGAGAAUGUUUGCAGGCUAUCAUACUGGGGGUGCAGCUGAGCCGGACUGGAACUUACUGGACCAGGGAGCUACUACUGGGAAUUUGGGACAGUUUCUCAAAAGUCAAGACUUGCACCUUGUCAGGUGAACAUGAACUCCCUGAGUUUGUGCAGCGGCCCCUCCCUCCUCCCCCUGCAUGACGUCAUGCUGGAUCUCCACCAGCAGAUGGCGCAGCAGUACAGCGUCUACUCCGCCGCCGGCCCCGCAGUGCGCACCCUGUCGGUGGCAGAGAGACUUGCAGAACUUAUAUUAGAGGCCCGCUAUGGAAACCAGCAAAAGCAACGCCGCAGCCGCACAGCGUUCACCGUGCCCCAGCUGCAAGCUCUGGAGAACGCAUUCCAGCAGACCCAGUAUCCUGACGUCAGCAUGAGGGAGAGGCUGGCCAUGUGCAUCAACCUGCCUGAGGCUCGCAUUCAGGUGUGGUUCAAGAACCGAAGAGCAAAGUUUCGCAAAGUUCAAAGAUGUCCCGCCCUCUGCACAGAACAAAAGGAGGACAAGCUGGGAGAGGAUGUGGACCGAGAUGUGGACACUGAAAGCAACAUCCCACUCAAGCCAGCUCUGCCCCAACUUCCUGUGUCAGAUAAAAGACGAGAUCUUUGUCCGCGUACGGACGCUCACCUCGUCUCCAGGCGACCCUGCCCUCCGCUUUUGCCUUUCAUCCCAGGCCGCAGUUACAGCCACUCACCUCACCAGCCUCUUUUUGGGAUGCUGUCAACAGACUUUAUAGCUCCUCCGGAGUUCUGGCCUUUGGUCCAGCAGCAUAGCUCCUGCUUAGGGACCCCUACUUCAGUCAUUACUAAAAACUGCAACCUCUCCUAUCAAACUGCUUCUGCCAAUAAAGCUUUGCUGCAUUUUAACCUGGGAUUGUGAGUGAGUGAGUGAGUGAGUGAGUGAGUGAGUGAGUGAGUGAGUGAGUGAGUGUUCAUUUUGGUCUUACUAGGGUCUGACGUUAUAAGAUGAUCCAAAUGUCACCAAUUAUUAAAAAUAUAAACAAGAAUUGAACGUGGUCAAAGCCUUAAUGGACAAGUGCCCUGCCCCCGCCUCACAAGUGUUUAUGCUGAAGAUCCUCAGCCAUGACAAAUGUAAAGCCUCACUCACAUUGUACAUAUUGUGAUGUUUCUUUUUUUUUAGCAUAUGGAGCUCAUAUAUUUGUAUCUAUAGUAAUGACAAUGGCGGCUAUGUAACAAAGCACUGCAGCAUAUAAAUGUGAAAUAAUAAAGUGGUUUGUAUUUAAACUCUCCGAGGUAGCCCAGUUCUUAAUGUGAGGAUCCAAAACUCAACGUGUGGUUUUGUUGUGGAUAUUAUUAAUGAAUAGUUGCAACUAAUUGGAAUGUCAUCACUGUACAAACAGUUCAUAAUUCAUACAGUCAACUAGUGGUUUGCUAGCUGCACUAAAGCGAACCAACAGGCCCUCCAGCGAGUGGUUAAAGCGGCGGGGAAAAUUACAAGGACGAUACUCCCAGAGAUGAGUGCCAUGUACACAACUCGCUACCUAAAGCGAGUACACAACAUCCUGAAGGACAGAUACCACCCAGCACAUGGCCUCUUCAACUUGCUACCCUCAGUAAGGAGGUAUAGAUCGAUUCGCGCCAGGACCACCAGAAUGUCUCACAGUCUGUAUCCCCAGGCUGUGAGACUGCUAAAUGAACAGCCUGCCCCUUUGCUGCCCCGGACCAUCUUAUUACCUCACUCUUCACCACCUCAAUAAUUGUGCUCUGGACAUUGCAUUGCUGCAACAUCAACGUAACACCCAUCAGACAUCUGACUGUUCCCACCCCUACGUCCCUCUA